Limanda limanda (common dab) is the source of this 1635-nucleotide messenger RNA. Its product is annotated as peroxisomal succinyl-coenzyme A thioesterase-like. NCBI's taxonomy places the organism in Eukaryota, Metazoa, Chordata, Actinopteri, Pleuronectiformes, Pleuronectidae. The transcript is spliced from 14 exons. Bases 1 to 1635 code for a protein of 544 amino acids. The record is from RefSeq and is a predicted model, not a curated record. Gene Ontology annotation, molecular function: fatty acyl-CoA hydrolase activity. Gene Ontology annotation, biological process: acyl-CoA metabolic process; fatty acid metabolic process.
AUGGACAGGAAACAAUGUUGCGUGAGUCUGUCGGUCCAACCGUCCAGAGGACAAAUGGAUGAGAAGUUCAUUGUCCUCAUCCAGAAUGCCCCACCUGGUUUCCAGCUGACUGUCCAUGCCUUCCACCAGUGUGAAGAUAAAUUCAAAUGGGAGGCGUUUGGUCACUACACUGCUGAUGCCACUGGGACUGUGAACGUUUCAGAGGAUCUCAGUCUUGGUGGGACAUAUUUGGGGGUUGAACCAAUGGGUCUAUUGUGGAGCCUCACACCAGUUCCAGGCAGCAAACCUGGACUCAUGAUCAGGAAGUUGAACGUCCAGACUCCCAUGGAAGUCACAAUCUCAGUGUACCAGGAUCACCAGACUGAGGGGUUCGUGGAUCUAGUGUCGCUGGCGUCUGUGUUGGUGGAGCGCUGGCACAUGGCACCUGGCAUCCGCAGGAUCCCAAUCACAGAAGAUGGACUAUCUGCAACUCUUUUUCUGCCCCCAGGACCUGGACCUUUCCCUGGUAUCUUGGACCUGUUGGGGAGUGGAGGGAUGUUGCUGGAGUACCGCUCAGCGCUGUUUGCCUGCCAUGGCUUUGCCUCCCUUGCUCUUGACUACCUGACAAAUAAAGUCUCCAUUGAAACUGGGAAUUUCGUGGACAACAAGUACUUUGAGUCGGCCUACAAUGUCCUGCAGCAGCAUCCUCAGGUCCUUGGCAGCAGGAUCGCCAUGGUGGGACUUUCCUUAGGCUGCGCUAUCACCUUCAAAAUGGCUGUUUAUUCUGAUGUUUUUAAGCCCCCCGACUUCAUAAUUUACACCCCAGGCAAACUAAGCUUCUCCUCCAGUAUCCCUCCAACACUGAGAGCUAUGCUAAACACUGGGAAGACUCGUGUCAAUGAGGAGAACCAGAUAAUCUUCCGAGACCUGCUGCUGCCCAUUACUACUGACACCUCAUUCAAAGCAGACGUGGGACGACUCCAGUGUCCUCUGUUGCUGGUUGUAGGUGAGGAUGAUCAGAACUGGCCAGCUUACGAGUCUGCAAUGGACAUCAAAGAGAUGAUGGAGGGAGCAGGGAACAGCCACCUGCUGACUGUCCUGUCUUACCCAAACACUGGUCACAUUAUUGAACCUCCAUUCACGCCGCACACCAGAGCCAGCAACUUUAUGUUCGCCGCCUCACGUCAUAAGUCAACAUGCUUGUGGGGCGGAGAGAAGGUGGCACACUCUCAUGCUCAGGAAGACGCCUGGAGGAAGAUGCUGCUCUUUCUGAGGAAGAAUCUAUGGGCUAUGCCUGAGCUACAUGGGUACAAAGUAGUUAUGGGUCCAAGCGGAGCACCUCUGGGACUUACCUGGGUCAACCAGGUGCAGCACAUAUCGGUGAUGACCCGGCUCUCCAGGCGCACCUGCACUGAUCAUCUCCGGGCUUUAUCUGCCCUGGCUGUGCUGCGAGUCAUCGCCAGUUCGUUCCCGUUGCUACAGUGGAUUGAAACCUUGGACCCUCGCGUCUACAUCCACGCUGACGACCUCACGGAGAUCUCAGCCGACCUUCCUCACGGAGUUCUCAGCCGACCGGUCUACCCCUCCGCAGAAGACCUCCCGGAGAGUCCGCGGACCUGCCUAUCUGUUCUCUCCUACAUCAAUAAACUUCCUUGA